Messenger RNA from Dissoconium aciculare CBS 342.82, 875 nucleotides. RefSeq lists its product as uncharacterized. Lineage: Eukaryota; Fungi; Ascomycota; Dothideomycetes; Mycosphaerellales; Dissoconiaceae. The record is from RefSeq and is a predicted model, not a curated record. The transcript is spliced from 3 exons. Bases 124 to 780 code for a protein of 218 amino acids.
UGACACCUGCCCAUAGAGAUGUCACCAAGAAAGGCAGAUCACUCUGAACUGCUACUCUUGUCGUAAAGCCCAAACUACCCAGUUCCAACAAGUACGUGUGUACUGUCCGACUAAGCCGGGACCAUGUCCACUUCGUUUCCCGAAAGUGCAGAACGCUCCAAAUGCCGGUUAGAGGAAAGCAACGUCACAAAGCAGAACAAAAACGCGCCCAUCCCUUUCCUGGAAUUUGUUCAGAACAUUGCGCCGAUCGUCCAGGAUACAAUCGCCGGCAAGGUCCAUGUCAAGGCAUUACAGGCACCAGAUCGGAAGGCGGCUCUUCAGAGGCAUGGUCAACGAGGAGCAGACACCACAACGCAUGAUCAGUAUCAUGACGUGAGCCUGAAAGACCCAUUGCCACUGCCGAGCACGCCCAGACUCACUGUAGAGAGUCCAAGCAGUGAAUCGGAAAGUGUUCAACCCGGCGACUCACAGCUGCACAUGGACGAUUCAAAUGAUGAGCACUCUAGCUACUACUCCGACUCUUGCGCCAUCGAACGCGAACCUCGACGGAGACAGGCCGGGCCGUGGGAUGUCACUCUGCCGAGGACAAUAAGACAACCUCUCGAGAUGAUGAUUGAGAUGCACAAGCAAUCCCACCCGUCAGGCUACACAGAUCACCCACGGACUCGGCGAUCGAGCAUGGCUGGCGGUGGUAAUAGACCUAUGAAGACGGACUUGGCCAAGCUUGACAGCUGUCCUGAAUACGAUGGGGAUGAUGAAGGCAGAGGCAGGCCUAGAUAGCGAUAUAUCAGCUCCUUAGAUGAAGGGCCUGGAACCCGUGAUGUAUGAAGGUUGCUCUCCCACAUCACAUUCACCAAUGGAUUGUCAAAUACAGC